Molecule: messenger RNA, 1516 nt
Organism: Aspergillus steynii IBT 23096
Lineage: Eukaryota; Fungi; Ascomycota; Eurotiomycetes; Eurotiales; Aspergillaceae
Product: putative RTA1 domain protein
Exons: 4
Coding region: 384-1385 (333 amino acids)
Cellular component (GO): membrane
Source: RefSeq, a predicted model, not a curated record
CUCAGCCUUGCUCGUAUUCGCUACGUCGGCGGCACCCAAUCGCAGGCGAUUCUGCGGACCCAGCCAAAGAUGAAAAAGCUGGAUAAGCAAUUUAGCUUGCCGCUAUAUCUUAUUGUCUCCACUGAGGUCUCGCGGUCUUCAGAGGCUUGGUUCUGGUGCAGAGGAUCUCGUUUUCCUCAUUAGGUAGUCUCGUGUUCGCUAGAGCCUGCGUCCAUCUGAGCAUCAUGCUGUUCAGAGUAUAUAUACGGGCAUCAUGACUUCGACAGUUGCUAUCCUGUACGAUUAGAAUUACAACUCAUAUACCUUACUUUACCUGGACUACAAAUACCCAUACUGGCUGCUGAGCUGAAUAUAUCUAUUUGAACGACCUGCCGCAACGCAUCAUGACAGUUGAGAAGCGAUCGAGUUACCAGGAAGGGAGUCUCUGGUUCUAUGCACCCAACAAAGGCGCACCCAUUGCCUUUGCUAUCCUUUUUGCCAUCUCCGGGAUUUUACAUGGGUACCAAUGCCACAAGUACAAGUCCUGGAAGGUGACCGGCCUGCUGCCGUGGUCUGCGCUGCUUUUCACGGCAGGGUUUGUGAUGCGCACGAUUGGGGCUUUUGAGCAUUGGGAUGACUUGGGUAUUUACAUUUCCAGCACCGUUCUAUUGCUAGCAGGGCCACCCGUCUACGAGGGAGCCAACUUUUUCAUCUUGGGCCGCAUCCUUUACUAUAUUCCGUAUCAUUCGCCCAUACACCCCGGCCGCGUCUUCACCACAUUUGUUGCCAUGGGAGUCAUUAUCGAAGUCCUGACAGCCAACGGAGCCGCGCUGGUGGCCAACACGUCGAAUCCGGAGGGCACUCAGAACACGGGCAAGGCGCUGCUCAAGGCAGCCCUCAUUCUCCAGAUCGCAUUGAUGGUCGGGUUCAUGGCUCUGGCCUCGAAGUUCUACCACAACUGCUCUCGCGCGGGUGUUUUGAAUGUGAAAGUCAAGCGGGCUCUUCACGUUCUAUUCUGCAGCUGCGUCCUCAUCACCAUCCGAACGAUUUUCCGGACCGUCGAGUAUUUCACGGCGGCCAGUCUGAACACCGGCAAUAUCAAAAACAUCAGUCCGCUGCUCAAGGAGGAGUGGUUCUUCUGGGUUUUCGAGACCGUGGUCAUGUAUAGCAAUACCACAUUGCUUAACGUGCUCCAUCCCAUGCGAUGGCUUCCGCGAUGCAACAAGAUCUACCUGGCAAAGGACGGGGUGACAGAAGUUGAGGGACCCGGCUACGAGGACCCUCGGCCUGCCAUUGUGACCUUCUUCGACCCUUUCGACGUGGUCGGUCUUAUCACGAGGCGCGAAAAGCCGCAGAAAUUCUGGGAAAUCGACGAAGCAAACAGUGCUCGGCCGGUGGGCGUAUAAGGCGCCGCGUCUUUGGAAACUUGGCAUUGAUCUGAUUUUUUGUUUAGUUUUGUUCUUGUCAGUUUAUGCAUCUCAGCAGGAUAGAUUGUAUCAAUUAUCAUAGAACGAGGUAGUGAACUACUCUGUCGUGG